Molecule: messenger RNA, 3846 nt
Organism: Amoebophrya sp. A120
Lineage: Eukaryota; Dinophyceae; Syndiniales; Amoebophryaceae
Source: the annotation of a GenBank genome assembly
GCGACCACCGUUUUGCAUGCCCGAAGACUGGCGUUGGAGCAGAAUCAGGUCGUACGAGGGAAGUUAUUAGAAGGGUUCGUUGCGGAGCAAGAAGGGGUCGCAGGAGAAAGAACAGAAGAAACUAGCACUUUUUCAGAAACCAUCGAAAACGUCGACUCUGAUAAUCUCUUCGCCCAGCUCAGUGCGACUUCCACGGCUGGGUUAACCGACGAACGUGGUUGGAUGCGGGACGCCAUCGGGGAGGCGUACCACAACGCUUACGUGGACGGGUUUUCCUGCACUAGCCAACGCUAUCCUGUGUAAAAACGUCCCCACCCCGUAGCCAAGAUGGAAAAUCUGCUAGACAAAUCGACAAGCUUUGGUUGGCGCGCAUGACAAGUUUUGCCUCGUAGUGUGAUCCUGUUUAGGUAGUCCAGAAGCAUCACAGAUGUAGGACGUCGUGCUGAUUGGAGCAUCAAAAAUUCCGUGACACGACUAGAAAACUGCUUUUCAUGGGGCUCCGCAUGAGAAACAUUUUCAGCAUGCAGACUUGCAUGCACAAGUAUUGGAUGCGGACGCUUUUACUUGGGAUAAACGCCGGAUGAUGUUCGACGCCUGGUGCGGGGUCGCGUAUCAAAUAAAAAAUGUCUGGGUCUGGAAGGAUACAACUUGUGAUGCUACUUUUGCAAUCUACAUAAAAACUGUAUUGCAUGAACAGCAAAAGAGGUGUAACUUGUGCUACGCGGAGAGGGCAUUUCUCAUGCGGUAUGAGCAUCAGAAAGCCCUCGCAAAAUCUCUGAUGCUAGGGCAUGCAUCACAGACCUCAUGGGUCAUGCAAAAUCUCCAUGACAGACUCCUGCAUUCCUCCAGACCCAGACAUUUUUGCAAUCCAUAUCGCGGACGGCGAGACGAAAGCGGCCUGGGUCUCGUCGGCCAGCAAUACUGCGCUCCACGACUCGCAAAUUCUGCCACCGAUCGUGGUCGGGAAGAAUUCUGGUUUGCGUAUCCCGUGUAAAAACAUCCCCACCCCAGAGUUGUCAUGCAGAUCUGCAAGCACGAGAGCAUUUUUAAUGCGCAUCCCCAUAAGAGGCAUUUGAUUUCCCAUUGUAUUUUGGAACUUGUAAUGCUGUAAACAGGAUAAGGAGAUGGAUUUGUUAUCCGGCUCCCCUUGCUAAGCCGCAUUACACUACAGCCUGCAACUGGCAAGGAUAAACAUCUGUCUGUGCUUCCAAUGCGCUGAUGGACUGUGCUCUGCCAAAUAGUGAAGUAAUUUGGACUGCUCCAGUUCUGGUCCCGUUGCUGUAUAUUGUGCUCGGGUGCUGGGUUGAAAGGUCCAACAAAUAUGUUGGCGUGUGUGUGUGUGUGUUGUUUAUUGUUUGGAGUGCCAGGUCCGUUGGGCCCGGGGUGGCGGCGUCUUUGGGUUGAUCAACUCACCCGAAACACAAUGCCAUUCCCGCAGCAGCACAGUCUGUUUAUGUCAUGCGUGGCUCCCAAAACCUCGAGGUUUGUGUUGCAAAAUCCCCAUCUUGACUCUGGGGCGGGGACGUUUUUACUCAGGAUAUUGCGGUCCGACCUGAACAAAAAGUAUUUGGUGGAGGAGCCGAAGGACCACCUGACGUGGGAUUUGGAAGCCGGAAAAUUUCUGUUCAAACGGGAACUGGAAGAGGCUUGGGGGAGGUUGCGGGACGAGGAGGGAAAGAAGAACCGAAAGAACGACCCUUCUCUCACGAAAAGAAAGAAAUACGUGGUGUUCGGUUGCCACGCGGGGGCCUACGCCUGUGGCGGCCACGGGGACCGGUGGAACGGCAUUUUCGUCAGCUUUUUGCUCGCCAUUGUCCUGGGCCGCGAGUUUCUCAUCGACAUGCCGGACCUAUGAGAGUGCACAACUCCCCCUCCCCCUCAUUUGUCAUGCAAAAUUGCAAUUCCACGUCCAUCCUUUGCCUGUUAGCACUGUUUGCAUGACAGAUUCCUGAAUCCAAAACAGCACUUUAACCCUCUAGGAAUCUGUCAUGCAAAAGCUGCAUCUUUGCCAGCGCUUGUGUUGCUGUUAAUGCAACAGCAACACAAAUGAGGGCGCGGGCGGGGAGGGGGAGGGGGAGUUGUGCACUGUCAUAGGACCCGAUCGCGCUCUCGAAUUUCCUGGUGCCCGCGCGCGACCCCUUCACCGGGGAGAAGAACGUCGAUUGGGUGGUUACCGACGAGAAGCGGGAGAGAUUGCGGUUGUUGCGGAAAAAGGCCUACCUGCUCUGGGAUUACGACGAGUUCAAACAGAAAUAUUUCCGAGAAUUUCUCGAAUCCGACGAGGAAGUGCUGUUGAUUUACACGAACAAGAAGUCCUUCUUCGGGCAAGUGUACCUAUCCAGGAAAAAACACGCAUACCUAUCCAAUAAUUUGAUGUCAUGCAAUACCAUGCGCUAGCAAAGCCUUUCAUUUGUGUUUUUGUCAUCCAAGAAACAAAUAUUGGGGAUUGGUGUUUUAUUUUCCUGGAUAGUGCCGCUACUUAUUCUACGAGAAGCGCGUGAUCACAACAGAGUGGGUGCGGAUGCCGUAUUUGAUGCACUACAUGUUUGAGUAUUUGUUCCAACCUUCCCUGCACAUGCUCAAGCGGAUGCUGUUUCUGCGGAAUCCCUACGUGCCUUUCGAUACCGACGAGCUGAAUCAGGAGGCGGUGCAGCUAGCCGCGCAGCAACACUACUUGCAAUUGGCGGAGCGGUGGGAGGGGGAAGAACAAGAAGGAAUUGAACAAGAGAUGAAACAGCAUGUUGACGUCGCAGAGAAACAGCAGCCGAUGAAAGAAGUAGACGACCUAGAUGCACCUCAGGAAGUAAGAGAUCAAAACGACCUGACCUCCAACAGUCUCGACGUGUUCCGGGAGUACUUUAUCGGGAUUCACUACCGUGCCGGCGAUCUGGUGGCGGGGUUCGGCCAGGUCAACGAGGACCUGGAUAUCCGCCAUGGCACCGAUAUGCUCGUCCGGAUGCUGGGCUGCGCGGCAGAGGUGGAACGAGUGCUAGAGUUGGAGAUGAAAAACGAGAAGAACAGCCUAGCAAGCCAUUCGAAGCUGUUGAAUCUUCUGGAGGACCACGGGUCAGCUGCUAGUAGUAGUACCACCAAAAACAGCACAGCGUCCAUACCAGUACGGCCGCGCGUGACGGUGAAGUGGUACUUGGCAACGGACAACGCGGCGGUGCUCUCGGAAGUACCGCAGAUCCGCUCGUGGAUCCAGCAGGGAAAGAUCGUCCACAAUGGAAAUCUGAAAUCGCGAACGCACCUGUCCCAGUUCAAUAACAACAAAACUACUACAAGUGCUGGGACAACUACUACCGAAGGUGCAGCAGAUUUGGGAGAAGGAGGAAAUAAUCAUUUGCAAGAACAAGACCAGCGCAUCCGAGGCGAUCCAUCUCGCACGAAGCUCGACGAAAUCCGGGGCGUCUCCGACGGGUGGCUGGACUUCCAGGUGCUCAGUAAGGCUGUCGCGGUGAUCGCCUCCAGCUCAGCGUUCGGCCUGGUAGCGAGCCAGGUGGGGGCGGUGCCCUACGUUUUCUCCGCGGACUCUUGCAUUCGGAUCGAUCUGCAGUGAAAGAGAAAUUUUCCAGUACUUUAUUGCGGUCCCGCCUUUCUGGUAGAGCUGGCGCUCGCAUUCAGUAUAUUAUCCGUAAGUACUUAUUGCUACAUGCCCCAUGCACUUUUACCAGUACCAUUGAUGGAACACCUACAGAACCACGACGCUGCCUGUCUAAGAAGUUGUACACAGAUCCUCCUUGAUGCGAGAAUUCGCAUCCGAGAAGCCGAUCGUCGCUUGCGGACAUAUAUAAUCUACUUCUUCCACCCAGUCAACAAGUUUUUGUUCUUAAAAAAAAGGAAAAC